Molecule: messenger RNA, 14582 nt
Organism: Trichomycterus rosablanca
Lineage: Eukaryota; Metazoa; Chordata; Actinopteri; Siluriformes; Trichomycteridae
Gene: fat1a
Product: FAT atypical cadherin 1a
Exons: 27
Coding region: 42-13730 (4562 amino acids)
Biological process (GO): homophilic cell-cell adhesion; cell morphogenesis; calcium-dependent cell-cell adhesion
Cellular component (GO): adherens junction; catenin complex; plasma membrane
Molecular function (GO): calcium ion binding; cadherin binding
Source: RefSeq, a predicted model, not a curated record
GUUUGUUUGGAUGUUUCUCUUUGUUGUUGGAAUGAAAAAUAAUGUUUAGGUGGUUCGGUGAAGAGCGCUCUGCGACCAUGCAGAACCAGGUGACUUCACUGCUGGUGGUGUUGCUGCACCUCCUGUGCUGCUGCACCCCAAACCAAGGGCUGAAUACAACGUCUGUUCCACACUUUACCCAUCCUAUGUACAAUGCCACCAUUUUCGAAAACUCUGCUGCUAAAACCUACCUAGAGGCGCCCGCCAAAAUGGGCGUCUACAACACAGACCCGUCCUGGGAAAUACGGUACAAAAUUGUGUCGGGCGACAACGAGAACCUUUUUAAAGCCGAGGAGUAUCAGCUGGGAGACUUUACCUUUUUGCGGAUAAGGACCAAAGGAGGGAGCAGUGCCAUUCUUAAUCGGGAGGUCCGUGACCAUUAUAUGCUUUCGGUAAAAGCUGUGGAGAAGAACUCUAACGCUGAGGCUCGAGCUCGAGUCAGGGUUCAGGUACUGGAUACCAAUGAUCUUCGGCCGCUCUUCUCUCCGACCUCAUACAGCGUGGCCCUGCCGGAGAACACGGCGAUCCGCACCAGCAUUGCAAAAGUCACAGCGACGGAUGCUGACAUCGGUACGAACGGAGAGUACUAUUAUAGCUUUAGAGAGUGGACCGAUAUGUUUGCGGUCCAUCCAACAAGUGGGGUAGUAACACUAACUGGAAGGCUGGACUACUCCGAAACCAAGCAGUACGACCUGGAGAUACUUGCCGUAGAUCGUGGGAUGAAGCUGUACGGUAGCAGCGGGUUUAGCAGCAUGGCUAAGCUCACGGUACGAAUAGAGCAAGCCAACGAGCACGCACCAGUCAUCACCGCUGUUACCCUAUCUCCUUCGGAUACGGACAAGGACCCGACUUAUGCUGUAGUGACCGUCGAGGAUGAAGACCAAGGAGCCAAUGGUGAGAUUGCAUCCCUGAGCAUUGUUGCUGGAGAUCCUCUACAGCAGUUUAAAACAACGAGGACCAGUCCAGGCAGUAAGGAAUACAAAAUUAAAGCAGUGAAGGAGGUCGACUGGGACAGUCAGCCGUACGGAUACAACCUCACCUUGCAAGCUAAGGACAAAGGAAGUCCAUCGCUGUUUUCUUCAACUAAAGUCAUCCAUGUCACGUCCUCACAGUUUAAAGUAGGGCCGCCUAAAUUCGAACACUCUGUUUACAGGGCUAAUAUAAGUGAAUUUGCACCACUAAACACACCAGUUAUUAUGGUAACAGCCGUGCCAAAAUAUCCCCAGCUGAAGUAUGCUUUUAGGCAAAAAUUGGACAAAAUUCCCUUCGCAAUCCAUCCAGACACUGGCUUAAUUACAACAGCUGGCCCCAUCCGUGCAGAACGCUCGCCUCAAUAUGAGUUAGAGGUCAUCAUUCACGACAAGAAGGCAGCAACUAAAGUUAUAAUAGACGUGAUCGAUGUAAACAACAAUGCCCCAGAGUUUCAGCAGUCAUCCUACAAGGCCAGUGUUGAUGAAAACAUGCCCAUAGGCACCAGUGUACUAACGGUGAAAGCCUCAGAUUUAGACAGCGGUGAGAAUGGCUAUGUCACGUACAGUAUUGCUAACAUUAAUCCUGUACCUUUUAGUAUUGACUACUUCUCCGGGGUCAUCAGCACCUCAGAGCAACUCGAUUAUGAAUUGAUGCCAAGGAUUUACAAUUUGCGGGUACGCGUGUCAGACUGGGGCGAACCCUUCCGCCGGGAGGUAGAGACGCUGGUCACGAUCACACUGAGCAACCUGAACGACAACAAGCCAUCGUUUGAAAACGUGGACUGCCAGGUCACCAUGCCCAGAGACCACGGCACCGGAGAACAGAUCACAACCGUAUCUGCCAUCGAUGCGGAUGAGCUUCAGCUGGUUAGGUACACGAUAAAAGCUGGUAAUGAACUGGACCUUUUCGAGUUGAACCCCAACUCGGGUAUGCUGUCUCUGAAGCGAUCCCUGGGCGAGGGCAAGGCGGCAAAUUUGGCUUCGCACGACUUGCAGAUUGUAGCCAGCGAUGGAGACCACGAGACUCCUGCGAUGCUCUUGAACAUAACCGUCGUUACUGCGCAUAGCCCGGUUCAGGUCAAAUGUGUCGACACGGGCGUGGCCAUUAUGCUGGCAGAAAAGCUCCUGCAAAGUAGUAAAAUCCACAGUGAACCGGAACCUGACGAUGACCUCUUAGACAUUCAUUCCGUCAACCGGUUCACACCCCUGUUUGCGGAGUCAUUUCCAAGUGUGGUUGAAGUCAAAGAGGACCUUCCGGUUGGAGCUCGGAUUGUCCAUUUGAGUGCCUCAGACCUGGACAGCGGUUUCAAUGGAAAACUCGUCUACGUCAUAUCCGGAGGUGACACAGAAAGCCGGUUUGUUGUAGACAUGAAUGAUGGUUGGCUUAAGGUGUACUCACCGCUCGAUAGAGAAACCACCGAUCAUUACACCCUCAACGUCACCGUGUACGACCUUGGAAUACCUCAGAAGUCAUCAUCACGCCUGCUGGACAUCAAAGUUACAGAUGCGAAUGAUAACAGCCCGCAGUUUCUGCAGGACUCAUAUUUCGUGGAAAUAAGUGAGAACGCAGCCGUGGGUUCCGAAAUCAUCCAAGUGGAGGCUAAAGACAAAGAUCUGGAAGAGAACGGUGUUGUCAGGUAUUCAAUACUGGCAGACACUGAUCAGUUUUCUAUCGAUGAGGAGACUGGUGUGGUUAGGGUCAAAAAGCCUUUAGAUCGCGAAGUUCAGUCUGAAUUUUCUCUCAGGAUAGCCGCUCGGGACCAGGCCCCUACCGAACCUCAACUGGUAUCCACUGUGAUUCUUAAAAUCAUCCUGGAAGACGUCAACGACAACCCGCCGAAAUUUAUUCCUCCCAAUUACAGGGUAAAGGUACGUGAAGACCUACCGAUAGGUACCGUCAUCAUGUGGUUGGAAGCUCACGAUCCGGACGUGGGAGCUUCGAGCCAGGUACGAUACAGUCUCGCAGACAACGGCGAAGGGAAGUUCGAAGUGGACAAACUCAGCGGCGCGGUUCGAAUAGUACAGAAUCUGGAUUAUGAGAAAAAGCAGGUUUACAACCUUGUGGCGAGGGCCAAGGACAAGGGCAAACCCAUUUCUUUGUCUUCGACCUGUCACAUUGAGGUGGAGGUGGUGGAUGUGAACGAGAACAUGCAUCGACCGUGGUUUCCAUCAUUCAUGGAUAAGGGAUUUAUCAAAGAGGACGCACCGAUCGGAACGUCCGUGAUGAAAGUAACGGCUCAGGAUGAGGAUAAAGGCAGAGACGGGGAGAUCCGCUACUCGAUUCGGGAUGGAUCUGGCCUGGGGAUCUUCGCCAUCGAUGAAGAAACUGGUGUGAUCCGAACCCUGGAGCUGCUCGACCAUGAAACGGUGCCACACUACUGGCUAACGGUGUACGCCAGCGACGGCGGCGUGGUGCCGCUCUCCUCCUUCGUGGAGGUCUACAUCGAGGUGCAGGACGUCAACGACAACGCGCCGUACACCUCCGAACCCGUGUACUACCCCUCCGUCAUGGAGAAUUCGCCCAGAGACGUCUCGGUGAUCCAGAUCGACGCCUACGACCCGGACACCCGCUCCAGCAACAGGAUGAGCUACAAGAUCAGCAGCGGAAACCCGCAAGGAUUCUUUAAUAUUGAUGCCAAGACCGGUCUGGUCACCACCACAUCUCGUAAACUGGACCGAGAGCAGCAGGACGAGCACAUCCUCGAGAUUACAGUGACGGAUCAGGGUGUCCCGGCUCGCUCCACCACCGUGCGAGUGAUCGUGCAGGUUCUGGAUGAAAACGACAACCGUCCCGUCUUCAUGGAGAAGGUGUAUAAGAUCAAGCUUCCCGAGCGGGACAAGACGGAACGGGAGCGCUCCACGCGACGCGAGCCCGUGUACCGCGUCAUCGCCUCCGACCGCGACGAUGGCGCCAACGCUGAGAUCUCCUACAGCAUCGAGGACGGAGACGAACAGGGCAAAUUUUUCAUCGAGCCCAAGACGGGCCUCGUCUCAUCCAAGAAGUUUUCCACGGCUGGAGAAUACGACAUACUGACGAUUAAAGCCGUGGAUAACGGUAGACCUCAGAAAUCGUCCACUUGCCGGCUGCACAUCGAGUGGAUACCCAAACCGGAGCCUAGCGCCACCCAGCUGGCUUUCGACGAGGACGUCUUCUCCUUCAGCGUCAUGGAGAGCGACCCUGUGGCCCACAUGGUCGGGGUCAUCACCAUGGAGACGGUGAACACGCCCAUCUGGUUUGAUAUCACAGGCGGAAACUCGGACAGUCGUUUCGACGUGGGUAAAGCCAGCGGAACGCUGAUGGUGGCCCAACCGCUGAACGCCGAGCAGAAAUCCAGCUACAACCUGACGCUGGAGGCCACAGACGGCACAAACACCAUCAGCACACAGGUACUCAUCAGAGUGAUUGACACUAACAACCACCGGCCACAGUUCUCCGAGCCGCGCUACGAGGCGAGCGUGGCAGAGGAUGCUCCGCCCGACACGGAGGUCCUGCGUCUCCACGCCACCGAUCAGGAUGAGAAGAACAAGCUGACCUUCACCCUGCUGAGCAGCACUGACCCCUUCAGCCUGCGCAAGUUCCGCCUCGACCCGGGGACGGGGGCGCUGUACACCGCCGAAACGCUCGACCACGAGGCCAUGCGUCAACACACACUCACUGUCAUGGUCCGAGACCAGGACAUCCCAGUAAAGCGCAACCUGGUGCGAGUGAUUGUGAAUGUCGAGGACGCCAACGAUAACGCGCCGUGGUUUUUCGGAGCCCCGUACGUAGCACGUGUGUUUGAGUCGGCUGCCCUCGGCUCCUCUGUGCUGCAGGUCACUGCUCUGGACAAGGACAAGGGUCCGAAUGCAGAGAUCGUCUAUAGCAUUGAAUCAGGAAAUGUGGCCAAUUCAUUCGCCAUUGAUCCUGUCCUGGGGACCAUCAUUGUGGCAAAGGAGCUGGACCGAAGCAACAAUAAUCACUUUGAGCUAACAGUGAAAGCUACAGAUCAGGGGACUCCACCCCUGAGCGCUACAGUGACUGUUGAUAUUACGGUAACGCUUUCGGACAACGCUAAGCCGAAAUUCCAUGAAAAGGUCUUCUCUGCCGAGGUUAGUGAAUCUGCGCCUGCUGGGACAUUUGUGAGUCUGGUGGCAUCAACCAGUCAAUCAUCAGUCUUCUACCAGAUCAAAGAUGGAAAUGUAAAUGGAGUGUUUGACAUCAAUCCAAACUCUGGAGUGGUCGUGACUCAAAGAACUCUGGAUUAUGAGACUAUACCAUCGUACAAACUAACCAUUCAGGGGACCAACAUGGCAGGACUGGCUAGCAAUGCUACACUUCUCAUUCACCUUAAGGAUGAAAAUGACAACGCCCCAGUUUUCAUCCAAAAGGAAUUUACUGGGAUGGUGAGCGAGUCGUCCCCUGUAAAGAGCGUGGUCCUUACCAAAGACAGCACUCCGUUAGUAAUCCGUGCUCUAGACAUGGACCGUGAUGCCAAUGCAAGGCUUGUGUACCAAAUUGUAGAACCAUUUGCCCUCAAUUACUUUGCCAUUGAUUCCAGCACUGGAGCAAUCAGGACCACCACUGAGUUGGAUUAUGAGCAAAGAUCUGUUUUCUUCUUCACCGUUCAAGUCCAUGACAUGGGAAUCCCUAGACAUUUUGCAGAGACGGCUGCCAAUGUGACUAUUAAAGUCAUAGACGUAAACGAUUGUCCUCCACAGUUUAACCAAGACUUGUAUGAAGCUACAGUUCUUUUGCCAACUUACAAAGGAGUCACAGUAAUUGCAGUCAACGCUACUGAUGAAGACUCAGGACCGAAUGCUAGACUUAUGUACUCUAUUGCCGAGGGCAACAUCGGAGACAAGUUCAAAAUGGACCCACUCACUGGGGUUAUAACCAUUCAAAAUGUCACCCAGUUGCGAAGCAGGUAUGAGCUGAAAGCCAGAGUUUCUGAUGGCAGGUUCUCCAAAAUGGUAUCUGUUAAGAUAAACAUCAGAGAGAAUAAAGCAAGCAGCCUGAAGUUCACUCAGAGCUCCUACAAGGCUUUUGUGCAGGAGAACUCACUGGAAAAGAAGACUCUUGCCAUCAUUGCAGCUGUGGGCAGUCAAGUCAAUGAGCCUUUGUUUUACAGAAUUUUAAACCCUGACAGAAGGUUUGAGAUCAGCCGAACAUCUGGGGUGCUCUCGUUCACCGGCAUACCUUUUGACCGUGAGGAACAGGACACCUAUGACAUAGUAGUGGAAGUCACCAGAGAGGACAAGUCUUUUGAUGUGGCUCACGUUCUUGUAAGGGUAACUGUCGAGGAUGUCAAUGACAACCCACCCAUGUUCGUCAACUUGCCCUACCACGCUCUGGUACAGAAGGAUGCUGAAGUUGGUCAAGUGAUCAAACAAGUGACCGCCAUGGAUGCAGAUAUCGGAACCAACGCUGAGAUUAAGUACCACCUACAGGAGCUGAAUGAAUAUGUUCAGAUUAGAUCUGGGGGAGAACUCACUCUAAAAAAGCCAUUUGAAACAGACUCUGUUGAGUUUGUGGUCACAGUUGUGGCUUCGGAUGCAGGCGAGCCUCCAUUGUCUGCAACCGUUGAAGUGCCUAUAACUGUAGUGAAUAAAGCCGUGCCAGUGUUUGAAAAAACAUUCUACAGUCUAGAGAUCUCUGAGAAUAUACAGGUACACACACCUAUUGUCCAUGUACAGGCCAGUAACUCUGAAGGACCAAAGGUAGUCUACACCAUCUCAGAGGGGGAUCCAUACAAUCAGUUCUCAAUCAACUUCAACACUGGAGUUAUCAGUGUAGUACAACCUCUCGAUUUUGAGACACACCCUGCCUAUAAACUAAGCGUAAGAGCCACAGAUUCGCUAAAUGGUGCUAAAGCUGACGUUUUUGUUGACAUAAUCUUAGAAGAUGUGAACGACAACCCACCUGUGUUCCUUGCCAAGUCUUACAAUGCAAGCCUUUCUGAAGCCUCCGUCAUUGGAACCUCUGUAGUACAGGUCUCUGCUACCGAUGCAGACGCGGGUAACAACCAAGUGCUGUUCUACCAAAUAGUUAAAGAUGAAAAGAGCUCUGAAUACUUUACCAUUGACCGCGACACUGGUACUAUCUGGACAGCACGUAUGCUUGACCACGAGGAGCAAACUCAGCACAAACUAACUGUCAGAGCCAUAGAUGGCGGGGUCGCUGCACUUUCCAGUGAGGUCACCGUGACCAUAGACAUUAUGGAUCUAAAUGACAAUGCUCCUGUGUUCUCACAAAAGGUUUACGAAGCAUUCAUCAGUGAGCUGGCACCCCGUGGUCAUUUCGUUACACAGGUUCGAGCUUCAGAUGCAGACAGCAUUGAUAGUGCAAGCUUAGAGUUCUCAAUCACAUCAGGAAAUGAAGCACAAAACUUUGCCAUCGACAAAAACUCUGGAGCUGUCAUUAUAUCCAACCACAGGAAGCCACACAUGGAGCCUCAGUAUAACCUUAAUAUUUCUGUAUCUGAUGGUGUGUUCAGAAGCUCUGCUCUUUUAAAGAUUAAUGUUAACGGUGCUAACUUCCACAGUCCUACCUUCCCUCAGGGAGAAUAUAUAGUUGAACUUUUAGAAAAUUCCCCAGUUGGAACAUUAGUAGCAGAUGCACCAGCAUCAGAUGAAGAUUCAGGUAUAUUUGGACAAAUUUUAUACCACAUCGUCAAUGACUUUGCUAAAGAUAAGUUCUCCGUAAGUGAAGAGGGUAAAAUUUUCACCUUAGAAAGUCUUGACCGUGAAAAUGCUCUGGAGAAAGUCAUUUCAAUAUCUUUAAUUGUAAAAGAUGGUGGUGGCAAAGUGGGAUUCUGCACCAUUAACGUGAUCCUAACAGACGUUAACGAUAACUCUCCACAAUUUAAAGGUGCAGAAUAUAAAGUUAACAUAGCUUCAGAUGUUUCAAGAGGAACUACAGUGGUCAAAAUUGCAGCUUCAGACAUGGAUGAAGGCAGCAAUGCUGACAUCACCUACUCGAUUGAAGCCGACACUAAUAACAUAGAAGAGAAUUUUGAGAUAAACCCACUCACUGGGAUCAUUGUGACUAAAGAAAGUCUGAUUGGGCUAGAAAAUGAGCUUUAUGCCUUUCUUGUACGUGCAAAGGAUGGUGGAAACCCAUCAAGAUCCUCGGUUGUUCCAGUUUAUGUAAAGGUACUUGGCCCAGAGGUCAAAGUGCCAAAGUUUGUAGAACCUUAUUACAGAUUUACUAUUGACGAAGAUCAUCCUCUCGGCCAAGAGAUAGACAUUAUUCAAGCUGAAAGUGAACAGCCGGUGAUCUACAGCCUAGUCAAGGGUAACACUCUGGAAAGCAACAAAGAUGAAGUAUUUGAGGUUGACCGUGACACAGGAGCUCUAAAGCUAGUAAAGAAACUUGACCAUGAGACCACCAAGUGGUAUCAACUCACUUUCCAGGCACAAAGUGAUCACGAAGGGAAUGAUGUGAUCUCAACCGUGGGUAUAAGCAUUCAAGUCAAAGACGUAAACGAUAACCAUCCCUUCUUUGAGUCAGACCCUUAUGAGGCUGUUGUGCUGGAGAACCUUCCUGGAGGCACCUCAGUGAUACAGGUCAAAGCAGUGGACUUUGACUCGAGCUCAAAUGGACUGGUUAUCUACGGUCUGGAUCCCAUUCAGAACUCAGCAGACAUAGCAGAACUGUUUGCUGUGAACAGUGAGACAGGCUGGGUGACGACUUUGAAGGAGCUGGAUCGAGAGCAGAAGGAUAAGUACACUGUCACAAUUCUGGCCACUGACCGUGGAGAAAAGAUACAGCUUACAGCGAGCACCAAAGUGCAGGUCACAGUGGCAGACACAAACGAUAAUCCGCCUCGUUUUACGGCAGAGAUUUACAAAGGCACAGUCAGUGAAGAUGACCCUCCAGGUGGAGUGAUCGCCAUCCUCAGCACCACCGAUGCUGAUUCUGAGGACAUCAACAAGCAAGUCGAGUACUUUAUCACAGGUGGUGACCCGCUGGGCCAGUUCGGUGUGGAGCACACGCAAGGUGAGUGGAAGGUGUUCGUACGGAAGCCACUGGACAGGGAGGAGACAGACAAUUACCAGCUCAACAUCACCGCCACAGACGGUACCUUCACAGGCCGGGCACUCGUAGAGGUCAAGGUCCUGGACGCCAAUGACAACAGUCCAGUUUGUGAGAAGUCCCUGUACACCGUAAGUGUCCCAGAAGACGCCGUCGCUGGACGUUCCAUUCUCCAGGUCUCUGCCACAGACGCUGAUAUCCGGUCCAACGCUCACAUCACCUAUCAGCUUUUAGGACCCGGGUCCGAACAUUUCAGCAUCGUCCCUGACACAGGUGAGCUGAAAACCCUGGACGAUCUGGAUUAUGAAGAAGAAGCAGUACACAGGAUGAAGGUGCGGGCGGUGGACGGAGGAGGACGUUACUGUGAGGCCGAGGUUGAAGUCACGCUGGUGGACGUCAACGAUAACGCACCAAGGUUUUCCUCUGACCCUUAUACCAUCACCGUAUUCGAGAACACCGAGUUACACACUCCUGUCGCCCAACUGCAGGCCACGGACCUUGACACCGGUUCGAACAGCGAGCUCAUCUUCUCCCUGCUGGACUCGGCCGACGGCACCUUUUCCAUAGACGAGCACUCUGGCGUCCUGCACUUGGUCUCGGCCCUGGACCGAGAGCUCCGCCCCUCGUACACCCUCCGCGCUCGUGCUGUGGACCGGGGCCGGCCCCGCCCGCUCUCCGCCGUGUGCACGGUGACCGUGUCUGUGCUCGACCUCAACGAUGAUCCGCCCAUCUUCCAGCAUCGCGACUACUCCGUCGAGAUCGCAGAGGACGUUCAGACGGGGACGCAGGUGCUCCGAGUGCACGCGGCCAGCCGCGAUGCUGAGGCGCAGAUUUCUUACGCCAUCGUCGAGGGCAACGAUAGGGGCGCGUUCAGCGUGGACUCAAACAGUGGUGUUAUCUUCGUGAUCGCACCUCUGGAUUACGAAUCAUCCCGCGAGUUCUCUCUGACUGUGGAGGCAACAGGCGGCGAGACUUCGUCCCUGAGCGACCGGGCUGUCAUUAACAUCAACGUCACAGACGUGAACGAUAACAGUCCUGUGUUCGGCCAGUCGGUUUAUUCAGCGGUGGUGAGCGAGGACGCAGAGCCUGGCAAGAGCGUGCUUACUGUCGUGGCUGAAGAUGCGGACGGACCCUUGAACAAUCAGGUGCACUAUUCCAUCAUCGACGGCAACCAAGGCAGCCUGUUCACCAUCGACCCAGUGAAAGGAGAAGUGAAGGUGGCUCGACAUUUGGACAGAGAGAAGGUCUCUGGUUACACUUUGACCGUCAUGGCGUCCGAUGGUGGAGAUCCUGUUCACUCCAGCACCACCAAAAUCAACAUAGAUAUAUCAGAUAUCAACGACAACCCACCGAUCUUCUCCCAGAGCAACUACACCGUCAUCAUUCAGGAGAACCGACCGGUUGGUACCAGCAUUCUCCAGCUUGCCGUAUCCGAUCGAGACGCCUCGCACAACGGACCUCCGUUUUCCUUCUCCAUUGUUGACGGGAACGACGAGGACGUGUUUGAGAUCACACCACAGGGGGCGCUGGUCUCAGUGGGUAAACUGAGCCGCCGAGCCAAGGAAAAUUAUGUACUGGAGAUACAGGUCUCUGACUCCGGCCGGCCUCCUCUCUCCUCCUCGGCUUUGGCGUUCGUCCGUCUGAUUGAGGAGAGCGUUCACCCACCAGUCAUCCUCCCACUCGAUGUCUUUGUUACCGUGGCAACCAGCGAAUACGUGGGAGGUGGCGUGCUGGGCAAAAUUCACGCCACCGACCAGGACGUACACGACACGCUCACCUACGGCAUCAGCCGUGACGCCUCCCCCUCUGACAGCUCCGCCCUCUUUUCCGUCUCUCCUGCCGACGGACGCCUGGUGGCACUGGGCACGCUGGACUCUGGUCGCUACGCACUCAACGCCACGGUGACCGACGGCCGAUACACGGCGUGGGCGCGCAUCACCGUGCACGUGCGUCCCGCGCCCGCCCUAACCGGUCUCAUAUGCGUCCGCCUGGGCUCCAUCGCACCUGAGGAGUUUGUCGGCGAGCACUGGCGCACCUUCGCUCGGGCGCUGAGCAACACGGCGGGAGUGCGACGCAGCGACGUUCAGCUGGUCAGCCUGCAGACCGAUCACGAAGACCUGGAGGUGCUUCUCGCUCUCGACAAAACGGGAAGUCCUGAGCAGGCACAGGAUGUUGUGCUAAGGAAGCUGAACGCCUCAGUCGGUACCAUCGAAGAUAUAACGGGAGUGAGGAUCGUCCGCGUGGGCAACAAACUCUGCGCUAAAUUGGACUGCCCGCCUCGCCACUGCAAGGAGAUGGUGACGCUGGAGACGGGCGCUAUGGCGGCGUUCAGCACGGCAAGGCUCAGUUUUGUCACGCCACGCCACACCAGGACGGCCGAGUGUCUCUGCCAGGAUGCAGAGUGUGCUGAUCUGAGUAAGCUGUGUGUAGGGAACCCAUGUCCCGAAGGUACGGAGUGUGUGGAAGACCCGACACACACCACGUUCAGCUGUGUGUGCCCCGAUGACAAGCGAGGACAGUGUGGAGGAGGGCGUGCGCUGACGUUUAGCGGUAGCGGCUACGCACGCUAUAGGUUAAUGGAGAGCGACAAUAAAGAGGAGAUGAAUCUGUCUCUGAGGCUGCGGACCUUCUCCGAUCACGCCACCAUCAUGCACGCCAAGGGCACGGACUACAGCAUCCUGGAGAUCGUAAACGGGCGUCUGCAGUACAAGUUCGACUGUGGCAGCGGCCCCGGCGUCGUCUCCAUCCACAGCCCGCUGGUUAACGAUGGCGAGUGGCACUCGGUCUCCCUGGAGGUGAACGGCAACUAUGCUCACCUGGCGCUCGACCGAACACACACCGCCUCGGGAAAAGCGCCGGGGAACCUGCGCACGCUCAACCUCGACGCCAGCGUGUUCUUCGGAGGGCACGUGCGGCAGGCGGCGGUGGCCAACGGCUUGAGGGGCUGUCUGCAGGCCGUAGUGCUGAACGGACGGGAGCUGCCGCUGAGGACGCAGCCACUCGGUGCUCAGUCGCUGCUGGAGGAGCUGGUGGAGGCUGUGCCCGGGUGUAGUCCGCCGCCCCGGGUAUCGAGCUGCGCGAGUCAACCCUGCGCCAAUGGAGGAACCUGUGCUGAGCUUCCCAAUGGAGGUUAUUUCUGUAAGUGCAGCGCACUGUUUAUGGGCAGCUACUGUGAGGUGAGCAUCAGUCCCUGCUCGUCCAACCCCUGUCUGUACGGAGGAACCUGUGUGCCACACGGAAACGAUUUCUACUGCCAGUGCAGAGGCCAGUACUCCGGCCAGCGGUGUCAGUUGGGUCCGUACUGUACUGAGAACCCCUGUAAGAACAGCGGUAGGUGUAUCGACAGUCUGGAUGGUCCUGUGUGUGAGUGUGAGCCCGGCUUCCAAGGAGACAGGUGCCUGAGUGAUGUGGAUGAGUGUCUGAAGAACCCCUGCACUAACGGCGGUCAGUGCCAGAACACCUACGGCUCGUACGUCUGCAACUGCUCACAUGGUUUUGGCGGGCACCACUGCGAGCUUCACGGCCGAAUCCAGAACCAGGUCCUCUCCACGUCCUGGAACAUCGGCCUGGAGGAGGUCAUCGGCAUCGCCGUCUUCGUCGCCAGCAUCUUCCUCAUGGCUCUGCUGUUCGUCCUGAUCCGAAAGCGCGUCUGUCGCCGCAAGAAGCCUGAAUCCCACAGCGACGAUAAGCACCUGUCCUCGUCCUUCCUGCAGCGGCCGUAUUUCGACGUCAAGCUGGGCAGGAACGUGUACUCGGACGUGCCGCCGCAGGUGCCCGUGCGACCCAUCUCGUACACCCCUAGUGUACCGAGCGACUCACGGAACAACCUGGACCGCAGCUCGUUCGAGGGGUCGGCCAUGCCGGAACACACCGAGUUUAGCACCUUUAACCCGGAUCCGGUGGGUCACGGGCACCGCAAAGCUGUGGCUGUUUGCAGUGUGGCGCCGAACCUCCCCCCUCCACCACCUUCGAACUCCGCCUCGGACAGCGACUCCAUCCAGAAACCCAGCUGGGACUACGACUACGAUGCUAAAGUGGUGGACCUGGACCCGUGUUUCAGUAAGAAGCCAGUGGAGGAUGGUUCGUGCCACCCCUAUAACACCAGGGGCAGCAUGUCCGAAGUGCAGUCGCUCAGCUCCUUCCAGUCAGAGUCGUGCGACGAUAACGGGUAUCACUGGGACACAUCUGAUUGGAUGCCGAGUGUUCAACUUCCUGGAAUCCAGGAGUUUCCUCAGUGUGAGGUGGUCGAAUCCCAACCCACCUUGUACAACGACCCUGCUUUGCUAGACACGGACUACUACACGGGCGGCUACGAUAUCGAGAGUGAUUUCCCUCCUCCACCGGACGACUUCCCUGCCCACGACGACCUUCCUCCUCCUCCUCCUCCACCGGCGGCGUACGACACUCUCGGCCCCGCCCCCUCCAGCCCCGGCGGAUCGUGGGUGCGCCAGAGGCCGGCUUUACCCCAGCUGUACACGCUCAGCCAUUACCUCCCUCACCAUCAGUACCCAUCCUCGGACGCCGAGGCGCAGAAGAACGACGGCCUCGUGGCCGACAACGUUUCCCUGUCACUGUACGCGUCGACGGUGUCGUGCUCGGACGUGGAGGAGUCGGAGGCGCCGAUUAGUGACUGUGAGAGCGGCGCAGAAGACGGGCCGCGCCUUCGGCAACAACUCAUACCGCCGCAGCAGCAUACCGAAGUCUGACACUGGAUCCAUAAACAGAAAUCAAAAAGUGCCUGAAUUUUAAACCUUAUGCAGGAGACACAAUAAUACGUACAAUACAUUUAUUACACACGGACAUCCUGUAUAUGGACGUUUCCUCCUCGGAACCCAGGAGUUCCUUUAGACAGGAGGAGUGGAUACACCCGGCGUGUAUUUGGUACCAGUAAUUAUGCACACAUUUACACAGCUGUGUUUAAGAAAAUUAAAAAAAUAAAGCGUCAUUUCAAAGCGAUAGCUGUCUGUAUGUGUAUAGAUAAAACCAUGCAAUCUGUUUGUUUUUUAUUAUUAUUACAAAUGUGUUCAUUUGUAAUGGAAAUGGUACUGUACAGUUUGAUUUUAAGGCUUGACUAUUUUUUGUUUGUGUUUUUUUUUUUGUAGAUAUUUUCAGAUUUCUGAUUUUUAUUUUCCAAAAAUAAAGAAAAAAAGGAAUAUUCACAAAGUAGAACCAGUGUCUCAUGAUCAGCUGUAUUUUCAUUCACGAAGAAAAAGUGAUAACGUGUGUGACCAUCCCGACAGAUGUUUUCCACUUCUGUGUACUCUUGUGAUGUUAUUAUUUUAUUUCUUGUGUCAGUCUUUUGUUAAACUUUUUUGAAUCUCUGUUGUUUUUUGUUUUUUUUGUCCAGCAAGAAUAAACGGGACCCAGUGUAUUUAUAUUGCGAGAUUUUGUGGACUUUUUUGUGAAGCAUUUCAUUUUUUUGUUUGUUUCCUUUUCUUUGUUAAAUACUGCCACUAGCUUAACUGCUUCACUACUGGCAAUAAAUUAUUCUUGAAAAUACAAAAAUGCUUGUUUUGUUUUUUUGUUUGUUUGCCAUUAAAAAUAAGCCUUAAAGAGUC